AUGCCUGACAGCGACGACGAAGAGUUUCCCUCUGUCAUUGGCGGACUUGCCCUUGAUGAUGACGAACGCUUUACCCGUUCUCUGCAAGCCAUAGCUCAGCUCCCGGACACAGCAUCUAAUGUCCAGGUUCGUAAAGCUCUCCAUGAUACGCAGGAGGAGCACAAGUGCCUCUUCGAUGCUUUCUGCGCUCUCAAGGAUCAGGUCCGUGUUCUGUACACGUUACUCCCUAAGGACAAGAAGAGAAGCUUCGACAGAGGCCUCUCCCUUGGGACGAUGAUGUACGAGAGUAAAUUCAAGAGCAAAGGCGCCAGCUUUGCCACCCGCGUACGUCCUUGGGUUUCUGAUGGAACAUUCCCUCUAUCGCCUCUUGCAAGGAACAUUGAUCCCAAUGAUCCUUCGCGCUUUGAGAAUGCGAAUGCAGGUGUCCAAGGUGCUAUGGCUGAUGUCUAUCAUCAUAUGGGUGACAAUAAUCAUGAUGUCAUCGAGCAGGAGGAAACGUUCGCUUCAUCAUUCACGAAAGGCGUUGAUGGUGCACGACGCAUCUACACCACCGCGCUGCGUGGCGCUCAGGUCCAGAUUUUUGGCAGCGAACUAACUGCAGAGAGGAAAUUACGCCUCCUGAAGAAGGAUAUCAAGUCCUCCAAGUACGAUCGACAGGCACCUGUUCUAUACGCUAAUCCGGAUAAGCCAGUCCCUCAAGAGUUCCUUAUGUCGGAAGCACUUAUCAAGGCUAUAAUUGUCAAGUUUUUUGGCCCAACUGGCUUGAAGACACGUCGCUUGCCGAGGUCUCGUUCGAAAGCCAAAGGGUCUCAGCUCACCAAAGUAGAACCACAAAUGAUCGCCAGCACUUCCGUUGAUGUCCGCUACCUCUUGACAAACGAUCCGAUGUACCUUAACCCUGGUUCGCCCUCCGGCAUUCCGUACGGAGCUGACAGGGAUAAGGUCUUGCAGUCUUUGCUCACUGGUAAUGCUGUGUGGUCUUUCAAAGUUCUCGAGCUGUUUAACUACGAGAUCUUUGGUAUCCCGCCCACUUCCUCCACAAACCCUCUCAUGAAACAGCCUUCUGAAGCUCCCGGUGCUCAGGAAGAGGACGAGGAGGACACCUUGAAUGCAGACCUCGACGCGUACUAUGCCUCCCUCAACUCUGAAUCAUCUGCUGCUCCCGAGCUUUCUCCUAUGUCUGCAGCAGAGCCAUCUGACGAAGGCUCUCAGUCGCUCUCGGCCCUUACAAAGCAGGUUAAUCAUCUUGCGUUAGAACCUGCCAGUCCAGGCGUGGCAAACCCGGAUGAGCCUGGUGCCAAUGAUGCUGGGGAUGGCGUCAACGCGAACAAUGAGGCUAUUGCUACCGCAUACUUGCAAGAACGUUCCUCCGCUGUUGAGAACGGAGGUGGUGGCUUACGAAGGGAGGCUGCAUACUUGGACAUUCAGUCUAAGGACGCAAUCGAUCACCCCGCCAUCAGCACGGGCGCGAUGAAUGUUACUAACGAAGACAGUGUCUCGGCUGGUCGUCGCAGACAGGGUGGAGGUAGUCCUCAGGUUAUAUCGUCUGGGUCCAUCUCUGCUGCUGGUCGAGCCACUCAAGGACGAGCUACGACUCGUGCUUCCCGCAAUCCGGCAAAUGCUGACAGAUUGGAAGGCACGGACAUCCUGGCCGAUGCUACAGCGGCUAAAGGCAGAGGCAGAGGUCCUACUACAAGGGUCAAGAAGACUACUUAG
This is a messenger RNA of Coniophora puteana RWD-64-598 SS2, 1716 nucleotides long. RefSeq lists its product as uncharacterized. The transcript has 7 exons. Lineage: Eukaryota; Fungi; Basidiomycota; Agaricomycetes; Boletales; Coniophoraceae. The record is from RefSeq and is a predicted model, not a curated record. Bases 1 to 1716 code for a protein of 571 amino acids.